GGGCAAGACAUUGAAACCACUCUUUUUAUCUGUAGUAACUGGCAUCACUGUUCUUCACACAAUGACUGUAGUGUACCAUGUGUGUUUUCCUCUUCAGAGUGGAUGUGGUUUCAACCCACAAGUUCACUUUUCUUCAGUUCAACUGUAAUUACAAGCUGAACUUGGAAAAUCGAAGUGAAAACUUUGCAUAAAAAGAUCAGGAGAAAGACUUUUGCUAUACACCUCAAAAUAUUUAGCCACAUAAAGAUGUUGUUCUUUUCCAAAAGUGGAGUGUUUAUUUUAAAACCGUUCCUUUUCCUGGAGCUAAAAGAUGAUAUGCAGUGAGUAGUGAGGGAUGGGGAUAAGCCCGGGGGCGUAUCUGUGUUGAGGAGGAACUUGACACUGAGCCUGAUGGUGAUUCUUCAGCGGCCAGCGGGGGGCAGAUUCAGUUACUCAGCUCCAUGUUUCAAACUUCUCUCGAGUCUGCUGUACUUAUGUGAUUGAUUACGGUGCGCAGCUGGAGGACCAGAGGCUUUGCUGCAGAGUCAUCCGUGGUGAAAGGGGGAGUAGCUCUGGCAGACCCUUUGGCAGACGCAGUCCUGGGGCACGGCCUGCCAUUGCGUCGCCAACUGUCCGGACGCUGAGGUUGUGUUUCUGGGAAAGCCUCCUGUGCGCUCUUCUGUUUUUCUUUUUUGAACAGGGCCGAAUCAACACAUUUUUCGUUGUAUGUCGACUUCAGGGAAAAUAAAUAACUGGACGUUAGUUGGGCUACAUUGUCUGGAAGAUUCUCGUGCUCCAAUGCGCGCAAAAGGAGAAUGAAAGAUAGCUGACUCAUGAAAAGUUGUUUUGUGCAUUUUGUUAUUCUAACAACUUUUUUGAGGGAAAAUCAAAGUGGAUUAUUAAAUUGCCAUGAUCUUCUGGGAUUGAACUUCUAAUUAGACGUUUCUGCCAUGAAGGUUUUGGAUCUUUACGCAUCAUUUUUUAUCUAAUCAGUUUGUGUAAUAAACACUAUUGAGAGGGUUGAAUGUCUUUUCGUCAGAACACUUCUCAUGUGUGGCGUCAUCUGGAUUGAAUUCCUUCCAAUGCGCUAAGACGCGUCAGGAUUUACGGGUCUAUCCCGGAUCAUAAUUUUUUACAGUGAGUACUUGAACUACUUACAGAAUGCACAGGUCCUUUGUGUUGAGUUUGAUGCUUUUAUAUGCACUGAGCUGGACAGGGCUCACUGAUAAGCCAACGCACCCUCACCGUGUUCAGCUCUCUAGACGAGCGAGACAAGGACGUUUAGCGAGUGCCUUUAACAAUAAGGAGCGUGUGACUGGGCGAGCGCGCCCCAGGUUUCCCUCUGACCCCUCAGACCAGAGCCCCAGUAUAGUGGAUGAUGUUCAGGCUGAUGAAGGGGCCCCUGUGUUUAGAAGAACGGUGCCAAGGAGCGGCAUGCUCCAAGAUGAGGCCAGGUCUAGAGUGGCCCGCAUGCCCAGCGGAGCGGGCUCCCCAAACCUGCUGGCCAGUUUCGCUGGUAAGAACAGGGUGCUUGUGAUCACUGCACCCCACGAGUCAGACGGGUAUUAUCGCCUGAUGAUGUCACUCCUCAAACCGGACGUGUAUUGUGAGCUGGCGGAGCGGCACGUGCAUCAAAUCGUCAUGUUUCAUCAGGAAGGAGAGUUGGGAGGCAAAGUACGGAGGAUCACAACGGAGGGCAAGGUCAUAGAGGAGCCGCUGGACACUGCGCUCAUCCCCAGGCUCAUGAGCUUCCUCAAAAUGGAGAAAGGUAAAUUUGGGAUGGUGCUGCUGAGGAAGACUCUGCAGGUGGAGGAGAGGUACCCAUACCCUGUGAGACUGGAGGCUGUGUACGAGGUGAUCGACCAGUCACCAGUGCGGAGACUGGAGAAGAUGAGACAGAAAGGAUUUGUCCAGAAGUGUAAAGGAGCUGGAGUCGAGGGCCAAGUGGAGCAGGGCACAUUCACAGCUGUUGAUACUCCAGAAGACAGAAAACCGCCAAGACGGAGAAAACCAACAUCAACUACGACCACAACUACCGUCACCAUGACAACCCCACGCCCCACCACCACAACUACCAAAGCGACUACUACUACAAGACCAACUACUACUACUACUAAAGCUACUACUACGACUACUAAAGCGACUACUACUACUACAACAAGAGCUACUACUACUACUACAACCAGACGGACCACAACUACUACAAGACGACCCACCACCACGACUACGCAGAGGACCACCAGAGCUCACACCACUGCGCUCUGGCUCCCUCUGCCCCGGACCACCUCAGACCCUGAAGAAUACUACAUCAGGAGAGACAGGACCAGGACUACCCCAGCAGGAGACAACCGCACAGACAACAGAGACCCUCAUGGGCGUAAGCAGGUGCCAUCUCUGCAUAAACCAACAAGGGUCAAGCCAAACAAGAAGAAAAUGCCAACAGAAAAGGUCUUAACCAAUGAGUAUGAAGACAGGUUUGAACCCAGCCGGCCAACGGACAGUGACCUUGAGGAAACUCUCUCUGAAACCAGCCCCAUCAAAAGAGUCAAAGUAAAGCAAGAUAAAGCUGACAAGAAGAAGAAGAGGACUGACAAGGCUGCCAAGAAAUCAGAGAGGAGAGGAGGGAAGGAGGGCAAGAGUGGAGGCAAGAAAAACGGAAAGAAGCUGUCAAAGUAUCCUGAAAUAGAUGAAUAUCCAAAGAUGACAAAGAGACCUACGCCCCCGCCGAAGGGCUCUCUGGCCACGUUCCUGGAUUACUUUGAGAACAGGAGAAGGCUGCUGCUCAUCACAACGCCCAGUGAAGACAACAGUAUGUAUGUCCAACAAAGGGACGAAUACCUGGAGUCUGUGUGUGAAAUGGCCAUCAGGAAAGUCUCAAUUAUCACAAUCUUUGGCACUUUCACAAACUCUACCAUGAAGAUUGACCACUACCAGCUAGACAAUGACAAACCGAUGAAAGGCCUGCGUCAGGAGGACCUGGUGAACCAGGAGCUGAUCACUGAGCUGAGGAGAGAGUUCAGCAUGAUGUACGAGGACUUCUACAUGAUCCUCACUGACACUGACAUGAGAGUCAAGCAAACCUAUGAAGUCCCUAUUGCUAUGAAGGCUGUGUUCAGUUACAUUGACACAUUCUCGACUCGGAUCAGAGAGAUGGAGCAGCAGAAGAGAGACGGAGUGGCCUGUAAGAAAGAGGACAAACCCCGUUCACUGGAGAACUUCCUCUCCAGGUUCCGCUGGAGACGCCGACUCUUCAUCAUCUCGGCCCCCAGCGAUGAAGAGUGGUCCUACCAGCAGCAGCUGUACGCUCUGUCCAGCCAGGCCUGUAAUCUGGGUUUGAGGCACAUCGCCAUCCUGAAGCUGGUUGGAACAGAGGCUCUGGACAUGGGUGGAGUUUUGGAGCUCUAUCCUAUCAAUGGCACAGCCACAGUGGAGCGUGAGAGCCUGUCAGGCACUCUAGUGAAAGACAUGAGGAACUAUUUCCAGAUCAGCCCUGAGUACUUUUCUAUGCUCUUGGUGGGAAAGGACGGCAAUGUAAAGUCAUGGUACCCCUCGCCCAUGUGGUCUAUGGCCAUCAUCUAUGACCUGGUGGAUUCUAUGCAGUUGCGCAGACAGGAAAUGGCCAUCCAGCAGUCUUUGGGCAUGCGCUGCCCAGAGGAUGAGUAUGGAGGGUACGGAUACCACCAGCAUGGAUAUGAACACGGAUACCAGGAUGGAUACCACCAGGGCUAUGGCUACAAAUAGACUAUAUAUAUUUUUGUAAUGUACCAAUGAUGAACUUAAUGAUCUGAAAGUACUUUUCAAGCCAACAGUUUUUUUUUAUAUUGAGAUCAACAUUUCUGGAUGGUUUAUGAAGGUUUUGUAGCACUUAGUGGAGGCCAAGAAUGCAGCUUUCACCUCUCAGUUUACAACAUAAUGCAGUAAUUGACAGAUGGCUUGGAAGCAUCACGAGAGGGCAUGUUCAUUGAGUGCUCUUCUUUAUACAUGGUUUUAUUACCUUUGUUUAUCAUGUCAUAUUUUCAGUCAAACUCUAUUGUAGAAUUGAAGUAAUGAAAUAUUAUAUUUGCUGAUGCAUUAUAAAAAGGCACAGAUCACUCAGAAAAGACUAUGGAUUUUUCAAUGUUGUAAAAUGUGUUUUUCUAUAUAGUCUUUUAUUUAUACUGUAUAUUGUAUUAUAUGACAAAUAAAAAGUGGUUACUUUGU
Messenger RNA from Boleophthalmus pectinirostris (great blue-spotted mudskipper), 4179 nucleotides. It is a transcript of the gene ccdc80, whose product is annotated as coiled-coil domain containing 80. NCBI's taxonomy places the organism in Eukaryota, Metazoa, Chordata, Actinopteri, Gobiiformes, Gobiidae. Bases 1141 to 3720 code for a protein of 859 amino acids. The record is from RefSeq and is a predicted model, not a curated record. The transcript is spliced from 10 exons.